Molecule: messenger RNA, 1382 nt
Organism: Ricinus communis (castor bean)
Lineage: Eukaryota; Viridiplantae; Streptophyta; Magnoliopsida; Malpighiales; Euphorbiaceae
Product: activating signal cointegrator 1
Biological process (GO): positive regulation of DNA-templated transcription
Cellular component (GO): nucleus
Molecular function (GO): transcription coactivator activity
Source: RefSeq, a predicted model, not a curated record
AUUUAAAGCUUCUAAGUCUAAUUGAGAAGUCCUUUAAACAAAAAAAAAAAGCCUAAUUGAGAAGUUACUUUUCUUGAUGUGUUUAUUGCACCAUCUCUAAGUUCUUAUUCUGGCCGGCACGAUUCAUUUAAACAUUUUAAAGAAAUUUGCAGCCAAUAUUUUGUAUAUAAUGAAAGACCUAAGCUCGAGAUGUCUCGCUCUCUGCCCUUCAAAUAAAGUAAAAAGACCAAUUAGGUUUCUAUGUAAUUUGAUUGGAUUAUUUAUCAGCAAGCUUCUAUAGAACUGUUGCAAUAAUGUCAGCUAUAUUCUAAGCUACUUAUACAUGCCUACAAAAAAAUAAAAAAAACAACAACAAACAGAGUGCAACUGGUGAUAACUACAAACCCUCAUUUGCAAAAGCAAGAUGGGAAGUAAAAAUACUAAACACUGUACAAACUCCUGUCUCACAUUACAUCAGCCAUGGGCUUCAUUGCUUGUUCAUGGCAUCAAGCGUGUUGAAGGGAGGUCCUGGCCUGCCCCUAUAAGAGGCCGACUUUGGAUUCAUGCUGCUGGUAAGGUCCCAGAUCCAACCACAAUUAAAGCAAUGGAGGAUUUCUACAGGGAAAUAUAUGCUGUUGAUGGGAUAGUGGACCUCAAGUUUCCAGAAUAUUAUCCUGUUUCAAGACUUGUAGGUUGUGUUGAAGUUGUUGGGUGUAUAAACGUAGAGCUGGUAUGCUGGGGGGACUUGCCUGAAGGGGUGAAACUGGAAGGGAAAACAGAUUUUUGCUGGCUUUGUGAAGAACCAAACAAAUUGAUCGUACCAUUAGAGAUGCGAGGACACCAGCGUAUCUUUAACUUGGACAACCAAUUAUAUGAGGCUGCAGUUAGAGGUCUUUGUCCAGUUGAUGCAUCAUUACCAAUUAAGUUUCCACUUCCAGAUCCACAAGACCUGUUCUCUCUGAAGCCAGGGUCGCUUGGUUCUAAUUGCGAAACCUACAAAGUAUCCGAACUUGAUGAACCUCGGAGUGUCUCUGCUGCCAUAGCUGGUGGUCAGGCAGCUGCUGCACAGUUCUCAAAGAAGAGGAAUUGCGAAUACUCAGCAAUCCAAGGAGAAGCUGUGCCUGUUUCUGCUAGAACUAGGAAGAAACUUGAGGAAUCUUGGAUAUACUGUUGAAGACCAAAAGAAAAACACAGAGAACAAAAUCCAACGGGUUACAAACAAGCAGUCAAAGACCACUAGUCAAGGCCUCAGCUUCUGUCAUCACAGGCCAGAAAGCUGAAGUCAGGAGCAACCUUUCUUCCCUAUGGAAGAAAUGUCACUUCUACCAACCACAAAAUAGGAAUGGAACGUUGACAUAGAGCUCAGAGUCUAGUAGCAUAGCAAUAAGACCGUUUGAACUCAA